Messenger RNA from Acanthamoeba castellanii str. Neff, 1023 nucleotides. RefSeq lists its product as uncharacterized. Bases 1 to 1023 code for a protein of 340 amino acids. The transcript is spliced from 4 exons. Lineage: Eukaryota; Discosea; Longamoebia; Acanthamoebidae. The record is from RefSeq and is a predicted model, not a curated record.
AUGAGUCUGGUGGCCGCGCUGGCCUCCGCCACCGUGUGCGUUGCUCUGGUGUUGCAGGUGGUCAAGGUGGUGGUGGGACUGGUGCUGCGGGUGGCGUGUGGGGCGACCGGAGCCAGGUGGUGGGCCGCCCUGCCCGCCGACGAGCGCGACAAGAUGAGCGGCCGGCUUGCGUGCAGCUUCCACCACGCCGUGGCCGCGGGCCUGUGCCUGUCAGCCGUCGUCCACAACAACUCGCAGCACUUCGUCUGGGCCUUCUUCUGGGAGGCCGGAUUCGACAUCAGCGACUCGCUGCUCGCCGCCUUGGGAGAUCGUAGGCGGUUGGAGGAGAUCAUGCGAAACGAGUGUCCGCAGGCGUGCGACUACGACGCCCACGUCGAGGCGCGGCACCGGACCCAGCGCGAGGCCGAGGCCAAGGCGCGGCGGACCGCGGCCCUGGCCCUCCAGCACAAGGCCCAGCGACGAUCGACGACGCCCGUGAAGUUCCUCCUGCCCAAGGAGGAGCUCUCCCGACGCGGCGUCACAUCGCUGCCCCAGAAUGUGACUGUGAAGGAGCUGGCGGCGAGCGGCGCGUCGUGUUCGAAGCAGGCCAUCGCGUUGGUCAUGGAGCAGUUCCUCGACCAACGGCGGCGCCAGCUGGACCGCUCUCGCUCGUUUGAUGGCGAUGAUCGGCGGCCCGCUACCGACAGGCCUUCAAAGGCCACUUCAUCGUCAUCGUCGAUGAACACCUCAGCAGCCGCUACAUCGACCGAUGAGCGUAAGUGGCUCGAAGCGUUCCUGCAGAUGCUCGAAGUCGAGCGCAAGCGCAAUGAAGCGGUCGAGGCUGAGAGGGUGAGGGCUCUCCAUGGCGAAGAAGAAGACGAAGAAGACGAAGUCGAUCAGCUGCUGAAGGCCAAGCAGCGACCUCACGGCAAAGGCAGCGUGGACGAAAGAGAGGAGGGUCGACCAGAGGAGGAGGGCGACAGCAAAGCGAAGGAAGCAGUGUCAGUUCCGGUGAUCACCAUCACGACGGCUACAACCAGCUGA